Messenger RNA from Coprinopsis cinerea okayama7#130, 1766 nucleotides. RefSeq lists its product as hypothetical. The transcript has 2 exons. NCBI's taxonomy places the organism in Eukaryota, Fungi, Basidiomycota, Agaricomycetes, Agaricales, Psathyrellaceae. The coding region runs from base 33 to 1766 and encodes 577 amino acids. The record is from RefSeq and is a predicted model, not a curated record.
GUCGCAGGCAUCUACCCUCUACGAUCGAUACGAUGUCAUCCGAUCUCGCUACCCCAGCACCCCGUGAUGACGUCCUAUCGAACGAAGAUCUGCUGGGUAUCAUCUUCGGGUUUGUGCAAGAAUUCAACCACGCCGAGGCAACACCGCACGACUUCAAUGGGUCCACCUCACUCCGCGAGAUGUUGCUUCCCAAUUUAUCUUCCAAUCAACAACUUCUCAAUCUUGCGUUGACCCACAAGUCGUUCCUCGAACCCGCCCUCAAGGUGCUCUGGAGACACAUUCCAUCUCUUCUGCCACUGCUGGGGCUUUUGCCUGAGUUUGGUUUGAUUGGUAAAUCUAGCGACUAUGGCUUCAAAAAGAUACCCUCACAUGCCAGUGACUGGCAGAGGUUUCACGUAUACGCGCCAUACGUCAAAGCGAUCACAUUGGGCAAAGUUCCUCAAUCGAUUUCACCUUUCGUUUAUCACGUGUUGGCCUUGGCGUGCCCGUCUCACAGCGUCGGCUUUUACGUUCCAGCACUGCGUGCCAUCCGGGUCGACUGCUCAUCCCCGGCCAAUUUCCCCGGCGCCUUCUUCGUUACGACAGCGAGUCAACAUUUUCCCUCGCUUCGCAAAGUUGAAGUGGUCAACUAUCUUACGGGCGGGGCGGACUUGCACGCGGAUUCACAAGUUUUCCUUCAGCAGCUCUUCCCCGUUCUUGUCGGCCGACAGCCGCGGGUGAAUCAGCUGGCAUUCAGAGGAGAAUGGAACCUGUCGUCGUUUACUGAACUCCAGGAUCGGCUUCCCUCGCUCCCCCAAUUAUCUCAUGUCGCUCUUGAGGUCCCUGGUAGCAUGCUACUCGUUAGACAAGCAUGCCAUCGCCUGGGACAACUCCGAAACCUCCGUCACCUCUCAAUCAGGCUCUCUCCCACUUCCAAACGCAGCAAGAAGAAAUACACAGUGAAGGAGGGCUUUUCAUCCCUGCGCGAGUUGGAGGUCGUUGGACCUGCGUGGGAGGCCAGCAGGGUCAUCUCGAGCAUAGAGGGCCCACGUCUCGAGCACGUUUUUAUCCAUCUCACCAGCUUUGAACUACUCGACGCACUCUGUCUUCAUAGUCGAAUUGGCAACCUCAUCCAAUCUUCCCCUCGACUUGUCACCUUUAGCCUCACUGGAGCCAGUUCCGGUGCAUCGGGUCAGGACAUAUUCGCCUCCUACUCACAAUCAUCAAGCCCGGUUUCAUCUGAUUCGGAGCCCAGUACAGCUCAAGUCAGCAUCGUACAUCUGCUUGCAGAGCGAUGUCCUAACCUCACCUCACUCACCCUUCCCGCUUCAUUCAACAUAUCCUUAACUUCCAGCCCCGACUCUUCAAGUGGCUCAGGCUCCGCACACCCAACAUACGCGAGCAUCACCUGCCUGUCCGCCCUUGCAAAAGGGUGUCCCCACCUGGUUGAUCUUCGUUUGGGGCUCCGCCUCCAUGCAGUAGCCGAAGACGACCUCGUUGGGUUCUGGAAGCCCCAAGGAAGCGAACCAGAUGCAGUUCGACGUCCGCACCCGUUGAAGUCUUUGUGGAUAAACGCACACGACACUGGUCAGUUGACGGUGCCAGAGUGCAUCUCCAUUGCAAAGUUUCUGCAUGGAUUGUUCCCUCGGUUGGUUCAGUUGGAACAAUAUGGGGGGAGCGGAAGCUUUUCGUCGAUGUCCCUUGAGUGUAAGACUUUUUACUGCGUGAAGGCGAGUUUCCAGACUAUGAAGGAGAUGGAGGAGCAGUUAUCUAGGGCUGCUAUGUGA